Molecule: messenger RNA, 4584 nt
Organism: Brassica napus (rape)
Lineage: Eukaryota; Viridiplantae; Streptophyta; Magnoliopsida; Brassicales; Brassicaceae
Product: probable disease resistance protein RPP1
Exons: 4
Coding region: 202-4272 (1356 amino acids)
Biological process (GO): defense response; signal transduction
Molecular function (GO): protein binding; ATP hydrolysis activity; ADP binding
Source: RefSeq, a predicted model, not a curated record
ACAAGUCUCUUUGGUUCAUUAUUGCUUUACAUAUCUUAUUUAGAAAUAUUCUUGGUCCCUCUCUCUCUACCACACAGAUUGAUUAUCCCUUCUAAUCAUUCCCUCUACAAUUCUUGCUGUAUGCUUCAGAUUCCAUCAAGAAAACCAAGAAACUGAUUUUCUUUUUUAUCAACUUCGGUAAAAAAAAAAAGCUUUUUGAAAAUGAAAUUUCAAUCGUUUUUGAAAGAAAUUAAGAAACAGAGAGGGAAGAGGAAAAGAGAUGAACUUUCGAAUCCAGCAAGAAAGAAGAUCCGAGUUCAGAACCUGAGCCAAAUCCAAGUACCAUCAUCACCUCCACCUUCUCCUUCAUCACUUACAUCCUCUUUGUCUCUUUCAUCAGCUCCAUCUUCUUCGUCUCAUAACUGGACACACGAUGUCUUUCCAAGCUUCCGCGGGGAAGAUGUCCGCAUAGGGUUUCUAAGUCACAUUCAAAAAGAGUUUAAAAGAAAAGGAAUCACACCAUUCAUCGACAAUGAGAUCAGGAGAGGAGAAUCCAUCGGUCCAGAACUCAUACGGGCCAUUAGAGGAUCUAAAAUCGCCAUCAUCUUGCUCUCGAGGAACUAUGCUUCUUCAAAGUGGUGCCUUGAUGAGUUGGUGGAGAUUAUGAAGUGCAAAGAAGAGUUAGGCCAAACCGUAAUCCCCGUUUUCUAUAAAGUAGAUCCGUCUGAUGUAAAGAAGCUGAGAGGAUAUUUUGGGAAAGUUUUCGAAAAAACUUGCGAGGGUAAAAGUAAGGAGGAUACUGAGAAAUGGAGACAGGCUUUGGAGAAGGUGGCGACAAUUGCUGGUUACGAUUCAAGCACCUGGGAUAAUGAAGCGGCCAUGAUUGAGCAAAUAGCCACAGAUGUUUCAAACAAGCUGAUUAGUUCUGUUCCAUCAAGUGAUUUCGACAGCUUAGUUGGGAUGAGAGCUCACAUGAAAAGUAUGGAACUGCUCUUACGCUUGGACUCCGAUGAAGUGAGGAUGAUAGGGAUUUGGGGUCCUUCUGGAAUUGGUAAGAGCACCAUCGCCAGAUCUCUCUUUAGCCAACACUCUCCUGACUUUCAACUUAGCGUCUUCAUGGAGAAUAUCAAAAGAGAGUAUCCGAGACCUUGUUUCGAUAGAUACAGCGCACAACUGCAAUUACAAAAUAAGUUCUUGUCUCUAAUACUCAAUCAGAAUGAUGUCGCUAUCCAUCACUUAGGAGUUGCACAAGACCGGCUAAAAAAUAAGAAAGUGUUAGUUGUUCUCGAUGACGUGGAUCACUCAGCGCAACUAGAUGCCUUGGCGAAAGAAACUUGCUGGUUUGGCAGUGGAAGUCGGAUUAUUGUUACAACGCAAGAUAUAAGAAUUUUGAAUGCACAUCGGAUCAACCUUAUUUACAAGGUUGAUUUUCCACGUGAUGAUGAAGCUCUUGAAAUCUUCUGCAUAAAUGCUUUUGGUCAAAAAUCCCCAUAUGAUGGUUUUGGGGACCUUGCUCGGGAAGUUACAAGGCUUGCUAGUAAACUCCCUUUGGGACUAAGUGUUAUGGGAUCUUAUUUCAAAGGCUUGUCCAAGGAGAUGUGGGAACGUGAGUUACCAAGGUUAAGAACUAGACUUGACGGUGAAACAGAAAGUAUUUUAAAGUUCAGCUAUGAUGCCUUAUGCGAUGAAGAUCAAGCUUUGUUUCUUCACAUAGCCUGCUUUUUCAACGGUGAACGGACUGACAAAGUAGAAGAGUUUCUUGCAGAGAAAUUUGUUGGUGUGGAAGGUCGUCUUCGUGUUUUAGCUGAGAAAUCUCUCAUAUCCGUCGACUCAAAAGAAUAUAUAAGGAUGCAUGAUUUGCUAGCACGUUUGGGUAGGGAAAUUGUUCGUAAACAAUCCCCUAACGAACCUGGGCAGCGUCAGUUUUUGGUUGAUGAUGGAGAUAUACGCCAAGUACUACGUGAUGAUACACUUGGUAGUCGAAGUGUUAUAGGAAUAAAUUUUUUGUUGGAGAAGGAGUUGAAGAUAAGUGACCAAGCCUUUGAAAGAAUGUCCAAUCUCCAAUUCUUAAGACUUGAUAGUCAUUAUUUUGACCAUGUUCUACUCAGACGAACAAAUAGUCAAUACAUAUUAGAAAGUGUGAACUGUCUACCUCGAGAAGUUAGAUUACUGGAUUGGAGCACAUUCCCGAUGACAUGUCUGCCUUCUAAUUUUAAUCCAGAGCUCCUAAUGGAAAUAAAAAUGAGAUGUAGCAACCUUGAGAAACUGUGGGAAGGAAAUAAAACGAUUAGAAAUCUCAAGUGGAUGGAUUUGUAUAAUUCCAAAAAUCUAAAGGAGCUUCCAAAUCUUUCAACUGCCACAAAUCUCCGAGAACUGAAUCUCUUUGGAUGUUCAAGUCUUAUGGAGCUUCCUUCUUCUAUUGGGAAUUUGACUAAUCUCAAGAAAUUGAAUCUCACGCUGUGCUUAAGCCUUAUGGAAGUCCCCUCUUCUAUUAGUAAUAUGACUAAUCUCAAGGAAUUGGAGCUCAAUGGAUGCUUAAGCCUUGUGGAGCUCACCUUUGGGAAUAUGACUAAUCUCAAGAAUUUGUAUCUCAGUGGAUGCUCAAGCCUUGUGGAGAUUUCCUCUUCUAUUGGGAAUAUGACUAAUCUCGUGAAAUUGGAUCUCUCCGGAUGCUCAAGCCUUGAGGAACUCCCUUCUUCUAUUGGGAAUAUGACUAAUCUUGAGAAUUUGAAUCUCUCCGGAUGCUCAAAGCUAAAAGCCCUUCCGAUCAACAUUAACAUGAAAUCUCUUGAUGAGCUUGAUCUCACAUACUGCUCCUCGAUGAAAAGGUUUCCUGAGAUUUCCACAAACAUUAGCGUUCUAAAGAUUGAUGGAACUGCUAUAAAAGAAAUUCCUGCAUCAAUCAGUUCAUGGUCUCGUCUUGAUAGGUUACAUGUGUCAUACAGUGAAAACCUCGGGAGAUCCCGACAUGUUUUUGACCGCAUCAGGAAGCUGGACUUGAACGACACAGGAUUACAAGAAAUUGCUCCAUGGGUCAAGGAAAUGUCUUGUCUAGAGACACUAGUAAUCCACGGAUGCUCAAAUCUACAAAAGCUCCGCUCUUCCAUUGGAAAUUUGACUAAUCUUGAGAAUUUGGAUCUCAAAGGAUGCUCAAGCCUUGUGGAGCUCCCAUCUUCUAUUGGAAAUAUGACUAAUCUUGAGAAUUUGGAUCUCAAAGGAUGCUCAAGCCUUAUGGAACUCCCCUCUUCUAUUGGUAACAUGACUAAUCUUGAAACUUUGAAUCUGGAUGGAUGUUCAAGCCUUGUGGAGCUCCCCUCUUCUAUUGGGAAUCUUCAUAAUUUGAAGCGGUUGAAUCUCGGAAAUUGCUCAAAGCUAAUGUCCCUUCCAGUGAACAUCAACAUGAAAUCUCUUGAUGAGCUUGAUCUCAGUUACUGCUCGGUGUUGAAAAGCUUUCCUGAGAUUUCCACAAACAUUAGAGUUCUAAAGCUCAACGGAACUGCUAUUGAAGAAAUUCCAACAUCAAUCAGGUCAUGGUCUCGUCUUGAAAGGUUAGAUAUGUCAUACAGUGAAAACCUAAGGAAAUCGCAUCAUGCUUUUGACCUCAUCACAAAUCUUCACUUGAGCGACACAGGAAUUCAAGAAAUUUCCCCAUUGGUAAAAGAAAUGUCUCGUCUACGGGAACUUGUAAUCAAUGGAUGCACAAAGCUGGUUUCGCUCCCACAGCUUCCACAUUCAUUAGAAUUCAUGCAUGUAGAAAACUGCGAGUCCCUGGAGAGACUAGAUUGCUCUUUUUACAGGACAAAGUUUACUGAUCUUUGCUUUGUUAACUGCCUCAAACUGAAUCGAGAAGCAGUAGACCUUAUCCUCAAGACAUCGACAAAAGGAUGGGUGAUCUUUCCCGGAGAAACGGUGCCUGCAUAUUUCAGUUACAGAGCCACAGGGAGUUCAGUGUCAAUGAAACUGAAUGGAUUCGAUACACGUUUUCCUACAUCCUUUAGAUUUAAAGCUUGCCUCUUGCUGGUUACUAAGCCUGGCGACGUUGAGUCUGCUGCUUGGUACAGGUCGGAUAUAUUUUAUUGCAUCAAUGGCAAACUGAGGGAUGUCGGUAUUUUCCAAAGAUAUGCUAAUAUAUUGGACCCACUAUGUCCACGUUUUGAGCAUCUGGUCGUAUUCGAAUUUGAAGAAACUGUGACUUCCCCUGAAUCAGUCUUUGAGUUCAGGUUCAAAAAAAAAAACUGGGGGAUUAAAGAAUGCGGACUACGUCCUCUAAAAAGCUUAGCUCUCUCAUGGUAAUGGAAGCUGAAGAAACAUUUUGCAGUAUGUGUGUAAGAUUAUCAUUGUGUUAUGUUUGGUUUGAGUAAAAUGUAACGGCAACUAUAUUUAUGUACGCAUGUGCAUAAAAUAUAGUCAUGCAUUCCAUUGUUUAUCUUAAAUAUCAAGGAAACAAUUUUAUCAGUAAUCUUUGUUUCCUACUCGUUGAGUGAAAACUAUCUCAACUGAUUGAAGAUGCCACUUAAAGCAUUCUUUCAUGGUUGACUCCAACUCAUCUCUGUUGUCCCAUAAUAUUUUUCUAACUUCUCAGUCUAUAUUUUAUCUGUUCCACCA